Molecule: messenger RNA, 2002 nt
Organism: Tachysurus vachellii
Lineage: Eukaryota; Metazoa; Chordata; Actinopteri; Siluriformes; Bagridae
Gene: creld1a
Product: protein disulfide isomerase CRELD1
Exons: 7
Coding region: 410-1105 (231 amino acids)
Molecular function (GO): calcium ion binding
Source: RefSeq, a predicted model, not a curated record
AGACUUUUGCACACAAGUGUGCAUGUGUAUACAUUAAACUGGUGUGUAUACAUUAAACUGGUGUGUAUACAUUAAACUGGUGUGUAUACAUUUAGCUGGUGUGUAUACAUUAAACUGGUGGUGAUUAAUGGUGUAAUGGGGGACAUUUGAGACUCUCAGGGGCAUUAAAACUAUCCUCAGCGCUUCUGGGGCUAUUAAUAAAUGCGGGUGUUUGUUUCUCCGCCCCCAGAACAGUGGACAGCAGAAAGAAGGCAGGACAAAAGCUGGAGUUUAAAGCACACGGUACUGACUUUACUGCCUCUAAUCACACGGUACUGACUUUACUGCCUCUAAUCUACAUUCACACCGGAUUAAAGACUGAGCAGGAAGAAGAUGUUCCUCAGAGUCACCAGGUGUUGUUGAGGGGGCGAUGUUGAUGCUGUGUGUUGUGUUGUUCCUGCUCCUGCCUGCACCAUCUCUGGGCAUCAACUGCUCAGAACACUGCAAAGCAUGUGGAGGACCUAAAAGAGACCAGUGUCUGCAGUGUCUCCCAGGCUUCAUGCUGCAUGACGGUGUGUGUGUGGAUAUUGAUGAGUGCGGGACAGAGUUGGGGAAGUGUCCAGCUAACACCUACUGCCUCAACACACAUUCUUCAUAUACAUGUAGAAGUUGUGACCGAGCGUGUGUGGGCUGCAUGGGCAGUGGUCCUGCUCGCUGUAAGAAAUGUGCUCCAGGCUACAGAUCAGCUGAUCUGAAGUGUUUAGACAUUGACGAAUGCAGUGAGGAGGUGUUGGCCUGCUCUGACAUCAACGCUCUGUGUGUGAACACUGAAGGAUCAUUCCAGUGUCCCUGUGCACCAGGUUUUACACGCACAAGAACCCUGUGUGAGAGGAACCAGAUACCUGAAGGACAGGAGCGUGGCUUGUUUGAUGAUCUCCAGGAUGACGAGGUGGAGGUUCUGAAGCAGAUGUUCUUUGGAGUGAUUCUGUGUGCUCUGGCCACGCUGGCUGCUAAAGGAGAUAUGAUGUUCACCUCUGUGUUCAUCGGUGCCCUGGCGGCCACGCUAGGGUACUGGCUCUCGGACAAGAGUGACCGGCUGCUGGGCAGCUUCCUAAAGGGCAGAUGAAGGGUGUGUGCAGGGCAAAGAACAGGACCAGGACUGACAACAAUAAGAGAACCAUCUGAGACUAACCUUUCAUCAUAGUGAACAAUUUCACAGGACUGGAUCAUUAGGUUUAUUUGAACACUUGUAUGUUUUGUGUGUUCAGUAUUAAUCAGACUGAAGGUGGUUUAUUGUAUGAACAGUUACUGACAAUGACGUGAUGCUCUGUUAUAUAGACAGAUCUUUAAUCCGGACAGUUGGUAAAUAAAUCUCUGCAUUAGAGCUCAUUAGUGGAUCAGAGCAAACACCUGGAGCACGCCGGGUUUCAGAAAGGACGUCACUCUUUAUUGAAUGGAUAUAAAUCAACUGGCCGACACUCAGUAACAUUUUCGAUUACGACACACACAAUAGCAAACACCUGGUGGGUGCAGAGGGACGGCGGAGUCCCACUAUGCAUCAAAAACACCAAACAUGACACACAGAAUUCAUGCUGAGCUCCUCCUUCUUUUACCCAGGAUCUAUCAAGAUGUCCUGUAAUCACACACACACAUACACACACACACACACACUCUCUCUCUCUCUCUCUCUCCUACAUAAAUACUCAUGCAAGGUAUGCACACACACACACACACACAGUAUGACAAACCCAUGCUAACCCACUGUCAGUAAUUUGCACAGACGAGCAGAUAUCAGUCUUGAGAAAAACCCAACACGCUGCGAUGUGGAGUGUGUCCCACACACGAGGACUGACUGAUGCACUGUGGAUAAUAAAAUCCCACACACGUUUCACACACGUGACUCAUUCGGCAUGCAAACACUCACCAUUAUCUUCUUGUUCUGUAUGGUUACGGCACAUCAUAAACACAUUUACAUAUAGAAAUCUGAAAUAUAUUCCAAAUCCUUAAUCUGUAAAAACAAAAA